CUCGUAGGUAAGCAAUAGUGCAUAAGAUAGCUAUCAGAGCUACACCACUGCAACUUAUAAUCGCAGCUAAAUGUUUGAACAACAACUGGUCUUUCGAAACAACAGUUCCUAGGCCUACAAGCGCCAAAACAACUCGGAAAUGCCGAUGCAGCACGACGAAACAAAUCACGUCAUAACCGCACUGUUCAAUAGCACCUUGCGCAGGCGAUUACGUACACGUCACUAAAUCUGCAACAAGUUAAAAGCCUAAAACUCAAUCCCGCGACUUGCUCCAUUGAGGCGAAUCAUCUGACCGAAACCAGUUUCUACACUGCCUAUUUGUAAUUAUGACAAACCGAUGAAGCUAUGAACUUGGCUAAGAAAUACAUCAAAGAACAUCCUAUAGAGUGCUUUUUCUUCAGCGAGUUUCACCAUAAACAAGGACCGAAAAUAACAUACCAGUAUCCUUUGGGAUGUAUAACAAAAAAUAGUUCUCUCCUUGAAGCGGUGAUAAACUAUGUUAUUCCCAAACCCGACCUGCAAGAUAAGUUAAUAACAGUAAAUGCAGUUGGGAAAAAGGUUAUUGGAUGCCCUGUAUGCAUUGAUGAUCCUAAAUAUCCUCGAAACCAGUAUAUGUUUAACUUUGGGUUAGUGCUGGACAACGUGCAUAAGAGCUCUCCAUGUAUUCCACUAAUCAAGAAGUUAUCGAGUUAUAUGACCGAACUCGAACUGGAAUGCUACUUUGUAUCUAAUGAAAAAACUAAAGAAGAAAUUCCAGGUUUGCUUAAAAAGAUUUUUACCGAGCUAAACAAUGAAGGCACAUGUUCUACUUCUGUGAUAGACACCACGACACUUUAUUUAAAAGUCUUUCCUCCUUCUACACAACCUAAACCAGUGCAUGAUCAUGAUGUACCAAUACUAACAGUUCCAAAAGAUUAUUUUAAAUUAGAUAAAUGGGACCUUACAACUCAGCAGAUACUUCCAUUUAUUGAUGGUUUUAAACACGUACAAAAGAUUGCAGUUCUAGCUGACGUAGAUGCAGAACUUACCAGGAUUUGUAUUCAAAACCUUGCGUUUUACGAACAUGUUCAACUUAUUUCGAUUUACCAAUACUCUAAUGUUUACAUUACAACUGCUAAGCUUAACCAAUUUCGGCAAAACAUGGAAAUGCAGAACGAAUGCUUGGCUUAUGUGUCACGGUCGGGACACCAGCCACCAACACUUCAUGAUGUCAUGACUUUAUAUUGUGGGCUUGGACCGAGGGUUACUCUGAGAAAACUUUGCAUUCUUUUUCAUGAACAAAUUACUAGAGUUAAUGAACAAAAACUAAUCCAGUAUGGUCUAAUUCAUAAUUUAAUUCGAAGAAUAAACAUGUACCCUGUUAAAGUGAAAUCAGAACGAAGUCACAACACACAGUCUGACUUGCACCAGUACACUGAUGGAUUGCACAGUGCAGAUGAAAUCUGUUGUAAACUUGGCUGCAGCCACUCAGAACUUCUAGCCAAGCUUGAACACGAUAAAAACAUUGUCAUAUGUUGGAAAUAAACUGGAAGUUUUCGUUUGGAA
This is a messenger RNA of Ciona intestinalis (vase tunicate), 1545 nucleotides long. NCBI's taxonomy places the organism in Eukaryota, Metazoa, Chordata, Ascidiacea, Phlebobranchia, Cionidae. The record is from RefSeq and is a predicted model, not a curated record.